UCGGCGGAGAGGCGGGGGAUUGCGAACAGACGGACUGACUGGAGCUCUGCAGACUCUGCCGGAGCCGCCGACACUGAGAUAGGUGGGAAAAGUUCCGUCUCAACUACCUUGCCGCUCGACUCAGAGUGAACUCGGGCACGGUCCGGGGGUUUUUGAAGCCAAGCAGUUCCCCAGUCAGACAUGAGGAUCCCUCCAGGCCUGGGUCGCUGAGCAGCUGAGGUCAGAGUUCAAGCGGUCACACUAGCAGUCAUGGCCGACAGAGAGGGGCUGCCCAUUGCCCCGGGCCAGGUCUACAUCGAGGUGGAGUAUGACUACGAGUACAAGGCCAAGGACAAGAUGGUGACCAUCCGCCAGGGAGAGUGCUACAUGCUGGUGAGGAAGACCAACGAGGACUGGUGGCAGGUGAGGAAGGAGGAGGGCACUAAGGCUUUUUAUGUGCCAGCUCAGUAUGUCAGAGAGGUGCGCCGGGCGCUCAUGCCCCCCCAGAAGCCCACCCCAAGAGCCAAGCCCACUGUUCUGGAUAUCUGCCGGGCCUCCAAUGAGAACCUUAACAGGCCCCAGCAGGAAAUGUCCAGCUUUGGGCGCCCGUCGCCUUCUUCCACCCCGUCACCGUCCUCUGACCGCGUCACACCGCCCGCUCUGUCCAAGGAUGCUAACCAGAAUGUGGGGAGUCCCCAUCACUGCAAGGUGGUGGCUGAGCUGGUGCUCCUUCACAACAACAACAACCAUCACCACGCCAAUAAUUCCACGUUGCCUCGGACACGGGCAGACUCACCCCCUGCCAAAGUGGGGAACGGCCACAACAAAAGCCCGGACAGUGACAAGACGCCGCCAUCGAGCGACUCGCCAGUGGAGGGGUCAAACAAGCUCCGCAACGACUCGGAGUCCGGGGAUGACUUGAGCAGCAGCUCAACAGAGCAUAUGCAGACUACAUCACCCACAGGUCAGGGCCGGUCCGACUCGCCGGUCUACACCAACCUGCAGGAGCUGAAGAUCUCUCAGUCCAGCCUGCCGCCCGUCCCAUCCACCUCUCCCCUCCACAUCCUGGGCGACUGGGAGACCCACAAAGACCUGAGCGGCAGGCAUUUCUACUACAACCGGGCCACCGGAGAGCGAACCUGGAAGCCGCCCCGCACCCGCGACACCAGCGGCAGCACCAGCAGCAGCCGGGGAGACACCCAGGGCCUUGGAGAGACUGAGCCCCUGUCCUCAGAGGAGAACUGCCACAGUACUCACUCCAGUCAGUCGGACAGUCAGUAUGGUUCGCCCCCUAGAGGCUGGUCUGAGGAGCUGGAUGAACAUGGACACACCCUCUAUGUCUCUGAAUACACACAAGAGAAGUGGAUAAAGCAUGUGGACGAGCAGGGACGGCCCUACUAUUACAGCGUUGAUGGAUCCCGGUCAGAAUGGGAAUUGCCCAAGUACAACAUCUCCCCUCAGUCCGGCGAGGUCCCUAAGAGUCGCAGUCUGGAGAGGAAGCAGCAGGAUCCCAUCGUCCUCACCAAGUGGAGACACAGCACCUACGUCUUAGACCUCAACGACAAGGAGUGUGCUCCGGCGCCCAAGCAGAGCUCUCCAGACUCUGACUCCUGCCCCUCAUCUCCAAAGCACCCCUCGACCCCCUCCGAGAAGUGUGGAGUCCUCAAUGUCACCAAAAUCACAGAGAAUGGGAAGAAAGUCAGGAAGAACUGGACCUCCUCGUGGACGGUGCUGCAGGGAUCCUCUCUGCUCUUUGCAAAGGGUCAGGGGGGAAGCACCAGCUGGAAGUUUGGCAGUAACCAAUCGAAGCCUGAGUUUACUGUGGAUCUGCGAGGCGGCUCGGUGGAGUGGGCCUCCAAGGAGAAGUCCAGCAAGAAACAUGUUAUUGAGCUGAAGACCCGUCAGGGCACAGAGCUCUUGAUCCAGUCAGAGAUAGACAGCGUCAUCAACGACUGGUACCGGGCCCUGACAGAAACCAUCAGCACGCAUGCCUGGGAGUCAGACGAGGCCAUCGAGGAAGACAUGCCUGAGUCCCCCGGGACUGAGAAACAGGACAAGGAGAAGGACCACCGAGACUCAAAGAAGAACAGAGUGAUGAAGACCUCUGUGAGCAUGGACGCUUCAGACCAGAAAAAGACCCGAGUGAAGCUGAAGAAGUUCCUGACGCGUCGACCCACCUACCAGGCUGUCCGGGACAAGGGCUACAUCAAAGAUCAGGUGUUUGGCUGCAGUCUGACCAGCCUGUGCCAGCGGGAGAACACAUCAGUGCCGAACUUCGUCAAGAUGUGUAUUGACUAUGUAGAGAACACAGGUCUCAAUAUUGACGGCUUGUACAGAGUGAGUGGGAACCUGGCGGUGAUACAGAAGCUUCGCUUUGCUGUGAAUCACGAUGAGAAGGUGGAUCUGAAUGACAGUAAGUGGGAGGACAUCCAUGUAACCACCGGGGCUCUCAAGAUGUUCUUCAGGGAGCUUCCCGAGCCCCUGUUCACAUACGGAUCCUUCAAUGACUUCGUCAACGCCAUUAAAUGCUCCGACUACAAGCAGCGAGUGAAUUCAAUAAAAGACUUAAUCAAGCAGUUGCCAAAACCCAACCACGACACAAUGCAAGUUCUUUUCAAACAUCUCCGCAGGGUGAUUGACCACGGAGAGGCCAACCGCAUGACCACCCAGAGCGUGGCCAUCGUGUUCGGACCCACCCUGCUCCGGCCCGAGACCGAGACCGGCAACAUUGCGGUCCACAUGGUGUACCAGAACCAGAUCGUGGAGCUCAUAUUGCUAGAGUAUGAAGGCAUCUUUGGCAGGUAGAGGCGCACACGGAGAAGAGGACGGCCGGCUUCCUUUCUUUCUUUCUUUUUUUUCUUUUUUUUUUUCUCCUCCAAACAUGGACUUCUUUUUCUUUCCCCUCUCACUUUGACUGAACUGAAACAUUGCUGUGGACCAAGCAGUGUCAUUUACGUUCAACGAUAACAGGAUAAAGAUGAAGAAAGCUACGACGCGUGACAAGACUUUGCACUUAAAGAAAUUUUGGAGAUGAAUAAUAAAAAAAAAAAAAAAAAAAAUGUAAAGACUUCACUCACUUUUUCAGUUGCCAUUCCCGCUGCAAGUAGCGGGCUGGACAUUCGACUUUUCAGGAGCUUUAGGCGGUUGCAUUUGCGGACUGGGUGAUGACGGACAGUAUUGCCGUGACUGCGGAGUUCAGAGUGGUGCAGUGACAGUGUGUGGAUGUCUGUGUGAGUGUGUGUGAGUGUGUGUGUGUGUGUGUGCGCGCGGGUGUGUGAUUUUGGUGGAUUUGAGUAUUCAGGUGUUUUUACAUACACUGGAUCCCUCUGGCCAGUAAUACAAGCUUCGACGUGGAGCCCGACGCGUCCUUGAGGAGACGGGCAGGACUCUCAUUGGAUGGCGGCGGCCCCCCCGUGUCCAACUGGAUUCCCGUCACCUCGCCGAAGGAAUAAGCUGAAUCUGAACUGGAUCGCUAUCUGUGUCGUGAAGCUUUGUCUGUGACGUGUAAGCCGUAUGUGCUAUGGAUUGGGUGAGAACAAAAAAAAAAAAGUUUUUCAUCCUGUGAAUAAAGGAAGAGGCACUUGGAUGACCUGGAGCAUAAUUAUGGUUGUGCCCCCCCCCCCAAUUUGUCACAAUCAGGCUUCAACCCUCGCAGCACCAUAGAUCAGUGUUACCCCGCCCCCCCCACCUCCUAACAGUGUUAACCUUUAACCCUGUGACAUGAUCAGCGUGUUCAUCCCAUGACUUGAAUGAGGGAAGACAGACCCGUAUGUGUUUGUAUGGCUGAAUUAACUGGAAUAAAACCUGAGCUGAAGGGUCCCUGUCUUUGCCACUAUGUACAAAUGUGUGUUGUGUAGUUUAACGUGCUUUGGUAAGUUUCUGUGUAGUGACGGGCCAUUGCCAGUGGUCUUGUAUGAAGUAAAGUGUUGGUGUCUCGGUGACAGGCAAUGGCGCUGAGGUCCCCGGGUGUUACUGGAGAACAGCAAAAACGGAGAAACGUGGAUUUUGUGGGAACUGCAGUCGUAACGUUACCCUCUCACUUCGGUCGUUUCUGAUUUAACGCCCCUUCUCCUCGCCUCAGCUAACAUUAAAUAGUGUUCAGAGAGGGGAAACGGUACUGAAAGUACUUUAUCAUUUCAAAGGUUGUUGUAUGGGACUGUAUGGAAGUGCAAAAAAGAGCCUUUAAAAGAAAACUUUCAGAGCAUAUGUACAGCGAAAGAAAAUAAUUGUUCAAAUUUGCUAUAGUGUUUGAGGUAUGUAUGCUUUGAUGGUGAACCAGUGGAAGAUUUUGAUUUUGUAAAUCUAAAUUAAAACAUAACUAUACACAGAUUGUGGAAUAAUAAUAAUAAAAAAAAAGACAUGAGCUACUGUUUCUUUUUCUCAAGGUGUAUCUGGGGGUAUUUUUUCCGCAUGGUCAGCUGCACAUUUUGAAUGUAAUUUUCAGGCUAACUGCUGUUUGUGACAUUGCUAUGUCUAAUAAAAAAAGACAAACUAAA
Molecule: messenger RNA, 4475 nt
Organism: Myripristis murdjan (pinecone soldierfish)
Lineage: Eukaryota; Metazoa; Chordata; Actinopteri; Holocentriformes; Holocentridae
Gene: arhgap12b
Product: Rho GTPase activating protein 12b
Exons: 18
Coding region: 250-2784 (844 amino acids)
Biological process (GO): regulation of GTPase activity; signal transduction
Cellular component (GO): cytoplasm
Molecular function (GO): protein binding
Source: RefSeq, a predicted model, not a curated record